Messenger RNA from Colossoma macropomum (tambaqui), 2552 nucleotides. It is a transcript of the gene spata2l, whose product is annotated as spermatogenesis associated 2-like. Bases 145 to 1887 code for a protein of 580 amino acids. The transcript is spliced from 3 exons. Lineage: Eukaryota; Metazoa; Chordata; Actinopteri; Characiformes; Serrasalmidae. The record is from RefSeq and is a predicted model, not a curated record. Gene Ontology annotation, cellular component: cytoplasm.
ACUGCGGAAGCUGCGUCCAAAAAGUUUUUUCUUGUUUUCACUUCAGUUUCUUCGCUGUCUGGCGAGUUCCUUUUCACAGUUUUUAUGUUUCUUACAGAGGUGCUGUUCAACUUCUAACGCCGAAGAAAACCUACGGAUCUCAGGAUGAGUGCUGGAGUUAAGAAAAAUAGAGAUGGUCUUGUGGAAGAGUACCAGGCCAACCUGGAACAAAGGAUUCAGCAAGGUGACUGGAAUCUGGUGUGCAGGGAUGAAGACCUGUGCAAAGAAGUGGAGGGUCUUCUUUCCAAAGGGGCUGCCCAGGACACCCACUCCCCACUUGGGCUAGACCCACUAUCAGUGAUGGAGACUUCGCUUGAAGCGUUGCCCUCCACAUCAGGGCAAACUGGGCUCGAAAGACUUGCUAAGGCCUUUGAAGUGCUUGAGCUUGCAGCGCUAAACCUCUAUGUUUGUCCGUGGCGGAAGGAGUACAGAGUGGUGAAGACGUUUUCAGGUAUGUUCACCCACUGUGUAAAACCUGGUUUGACAUCACAGCAAACUAAGGAGCUGUUUGGAUUACUAGGAUACCAGCCUAUGGGCAUUGGUGAAGAGGAGGAGCUGAGGCUGAGUUCUAAACCAGUACAUGCAGACUCUCUUCUUCAGCUGGCUUGUGCUUUCUUCACUGCUCGUAUAGAGUGUCGGCUGCUGCUUUCCUGUGUAGCUCCUUUCGGCAGUUCUUUGGAGUGGGAACUGCAGCUCGUUCGGGAAAGGAAGCGUGGCCACAGCCUUCAUAUAGCACAGGACAGUGCAAAGAGAAAGAUAGAGUCUACUCCACAGAGCUCGGAGCAUGAUAUGACAGUAGAUCUAGAUCUAUACACAGAUGACCAUCUGGAGCCUGGAGAGCAGGCAGAGACCAAUCACAUGACUGCACCACCCAACUGUACUUACACUCCCCCCAAAGAGUCUCAGUCAUUACAUGGGACAUCUCACAGUAACACUACGUCAUCAAAGAGGGAGAAUGAUGAAAGCACUAGUAAGGCAAAGGCUGUCUGUGUCACAACAAUGACUUACCAGAUUAAUCCGAAGUCCUGUCUAACAGAGUUGAGUCCAAAGCCAUUGAAAACUUCUGAUUAUGAAAAACAAGUUGCACCAGGAAGUGGUGCCCAGAUCAGCUACCUGGAGCAAGGGCAUGGUUUAAGACAGGCACAGCAGGACAGAAUGGAUGUGCUAUCACACAAAACACAAACUGAAAUUAUACAAGGCUGGGAAAAACCCCAGAAAAAUAAGCUGAUGAAGCACCAGUGUGUGGACAAAUCUGUUGCCCUUGUCUUCAUUGUGUGCCACGACUGUCAUUACAUCCAUGAUCUCGCGUGUGAGGACCUUCAGUACUGUAAAGGUAUGAAACAUAAUGUGCAAACUACAGGAGUGAUACAGCCACCUCAAGGGGAAAGGGGUGUGACAGCAUCACCGCAGAGACACACUUGUCUUAAUGAAAAAGAUCACAUUUAUGUUAUCUGUUAUACUUGUAACAAAUCCCACGACUGCCUAUGUGAGGAAGCACAGAGGUGCCAGGCUUGUAGUCAUUUGGUGCAGUACUUGGCGGAAAUGAACAAAGAAGAAACAUACACACUUUCUAAGCCCAUGCCUCUUCACCAGUGCUGUACCGUAACACAGCCUAGAUUUGCUUGCCUAACUUGCAAAGUUUUCCAUGCUGUUUCCUGUAAGGAUGAGCAGUGUCUUGGAAAGCAUGAAGUGCAGGAACUAAAAUCUGUGUGCUCAAGAUGUUCACACCCUAAGCUUUACACACUGUGUAGGUUUUGCUGUGCCCAGUAUUGCAAAACCUGUUGGUUUGAAAACCCCAUGGAGUGCCAGUGUGGCAAUCCUUUUUUGGACCACUCCUCAUCUGUUUAAAAUAACCAAAACUUUAGUACUUAUGUUGUUGUUUAAAAAGCAUGUUGCCAUUUGGAAGAUAUGGCUAUAUAUAUUUUUUUUCCUUAUUGCCACAACUAAAUCCUUUUGAAAAGUUCACUACAAAUGAAAUCCUGAGUACUGCCAGAAGAUUAAACAGCCAUGAACAGUAAUAUUUUAUAUAUGUAUUGUGGUUUAGACCACUGUAUUACAGAUACACAGAAACUCAGACUUUGUCUUAAUAAGUCAUGUCAUUUGUUGUCUAAUUUGGGAAUAUUUUAUAUAUUUUUAGGCUUGCGUUUUUAUUUCUGUUUUCGCUUUUCUUCAUAAAAAAUAUGGUGUCUAUGGUUUGUGCAACUGUUUUGCUGGAAAAGAAGUAAUUAAAUAAAUUGCGGACAUGCCAAAUUGUUAAUUGUAAUUAUUGAACUAUAGUUUGAGUGUUGUCUGUGGCAUAAGGAAAUGAGAGCUAGCUAUUACAAAUUCCAGUUCAAAAACUGAAGGAAAAAAAAAGAAAUUGUCAUAAUCUGAUGACAGAUAUUUACUUUGGGGGAAGGACGUAGAAGGACAGAAAUCAUGGGUGAAUACAUGAAUAUCAUUUUUCAUUUUCAUUAUCAUACACUUUUGUGGGAGUGCCAGAUGAUGAACUAAAGUGUGCAGUAUUUACAGAA